Molecule: messenger RNA, 2275 nt
Organism: Xenopus laevis (African clawed frog)
Lineage: Eukaryota; Metazoa; Chordata; Amphibia; Anura; Pipidae
Gene: lox.L
Product: lysyl oxidase L homeolog
Biological process (GO): collagen fibril organization
Cellular component (GO): extracellular region
Molecular function (GO): oxidoreductase activity, acting on the CH-NH2 group of donors, oxygen as acceptor; protein-lysine 6-oxidase activity; copper ion binding
Source: RefSeq, marked provisional
GAGGGACAAGAUGGGCUGCGCCCCGGGGAGAGUCUUUUUAUUGCAGCUCGUCCUGUAUUUACAUUGUCUUUUACUUGGGGACUGUCAGCAGCAAAGGAGCCCUGUGGGGCCGAGCUCCAUGUGGAGACAGAGACUUCAGUGGCAGAGUAACGGGAGGGUGUACAGUCUGCUGAGCCACGGCUCCGAGUACCAGCCGGCCAGGCGCAGGGAGCAGGAGGGCAGCGCGCCCCACUCUCCGCUUCUUCUGCUCAGCAGCCGCCACAACAACAGCGUUUCCCAGGGCACCGGCGCACACAGAGCCCAACCUCCCAGAUCCGUAACCCCAAGUGCGGAGGGGCAGCAGCAACAACCUGCGAGCACUAACCCGGCAGCACGGGAAGACGCCGCCGCCACCUCUCGCUUGUGGUUCCAGGCGACAAGGCAAAGAAACGCCGGAGAUGCCGCCGGGAGACAGAGGAGCGCAGGUGCCGCGCAGGAGAGGCGUCAGGGCGCACAGGCGUCUCACACCCGAGUCAACGGGACGGACAGAGUGGAGGGAAUGCAGGGGGACGACCCGUAUAACCCCUACAAGUACUCCGAGGAUAAUCCCUAUUACAACUACUAUGACACCUAUGAGAGAUCCAGGACGAAUGAGAGGCAGAGGCCGGGCUAUGGCACCAGGUACUUUCAGAACGGUCUUCCAGACUUGGUUCCAGAUCCUUACUACAUUCAGGCGUCGAUUUAUGUUCAGAAAAUGUCCAUGUAUAACCUGCGGUGUGCUGCUGAAGAAAACUGCUUGGCAAGCUCAGCAUACAGCUCAGAUGUCAGAGACUAUGAUCAACGAGUGCUUCUCAGGUUCCCACAAAGAGUCAAAAACCAAGGUACGGCUGACUUCUUGCCAAGCAGACCACGAUACACUUGGGAAUGGCACAGCUGUCACCAACAUUAUCAUAGCAUGGACGAGUUCAGCCAUUAUGAUUUGCUGGAUGCCAGCAGUCACAGAAGAGUUGCUGAGGGCCACAAAGCCAGCUUCUGCCUAGAAGAUACCUCCUGUGAUUAUGGCUAUUACAGACGGUUUGCAUGCACAGCUCAUACACAGGGAUUGAGUCCUGGUUGUUAUGAUACAUAUAAUGCAGAUAUUGAUUGCCAGUGGAUCGAUAUCACAGAUGUAAAACCUGGCAACUACAUCUUAAAGGUCAGUGUGAAUCCCAGCUACCAGGUACCAGAAUCUGAUUACUCCAACAAUGUUGUGCGUUGUGAUUUACGAUACACUGGACAUUACGUGUACACUUCCGGCUGCACAAUUUCUCCUUAUUAAAUGCAAGGCAAGGGUUUAUACUCAAGUGAAAGAUGAUUGGGAUGUAAACACUUUUAGGUGAAAGCAUAUGGACUUCCAUGAAAAUGCAACUGGAUUUGAAUCACGUUUCAGAAAGUUAGGAGCAUUGGGAUGAUCAGAAAUUGUUGUACAUUUCUCUUGUCUCCACGUACAGACACUUCAUGUACAUGUAGAAGCGAGCUUUAAGAAGUCUGUUUAUAUACCAGCCAAUAAUAGUUACAUUUAUUUUUCAAUUCCUUAAAAGAAUGAAUAUUAUAUUGUAUAUCCUCUAUAGAGUCUAUAAGUACAUAAAGCAAUCUGACAUGAUCCAUUGUGACGUUGAACAUAGAUGAUGCCACUAUGGAGAGAACACACCAGUGGAUAAAAGUGUAGUGUGAAUAGUGGUUGGAGGACCUAAUCAGAAUGUUUGAAUCCAAGUAAAUUCAUAGGACUAUGCCAAGGAAUACCAACCUGAAUAGUUAUCAUACAAAAUGCUCCUCUUUUUAACAAAAAAGGUGACAUUACAAUGCAAUACAUGCCAUGCUCUUCUGAUUACAUAUUCGUGGACCAUCACAAUUUUUGGAUCCACUUCCACUAGUGCCUUUUAAGCUGGACUACAUCUCGUAGUAUCCCCCCAAUUGUGUAUCAGUCAUACACUGAGCCAUUAAUGACUGUGCAAGGAUACCUCAAAUGUUCUAUCGGGCUUUUGGGUUGUCACCAUAUCAAAAAGACAUUCAUAAUUCAGUUGCAGUAAAUCUGCUCUGCCUGAAGCAUAUACAGGUAUGGGACAUGUUAUCCAGAAUGCUCAGGACCUGGGGUCUCCUGGAUCUUUUUGUAAUUUGGAUCUUCAUACCUUAAGUCUACUAGAAAAUCAUGUAAACUUUAAAUAAACCCAAUAGGCUGGUUUUGCUUCCAAUAAGAAUUAAUUAUAUCUUAGUUGGGAUCAACUACAAGGUACGGUUUUAUUAUUACAGAGAAAAA